This is a messenger RNA of Symphalangus syndactylus (siamang), 3087 nucleotides long. It is a transcript of the gene RILPL2, whose product is annotated as Rab interacting lysosomal protein like 2. Gene Ontology annotation, cellular component: ciliary basal body; cytoplasm. Gene Ontology annotation, biological process: cilium assembly. The record is from RefSeq and is a predicted model, not a curated record. Lineage: Eukaryota; Metazoa; Chordata; Mammalia; Primates; Hylobatidae. Gene Ontology annotation, molecular function: dynein light intermediate chain binding; protein dimerization activity; small GTPase binding.
CCAGGCUGGGGCGAUUGCCGUCACCCCUGAACUUCUCCGUUCCUCUUCUCGGCCGCCCUCCUUUUCCGUUGUCCCUUCGCGCCCCAAACCACUUGCUGGAGCGCACUCUCCAGCGCGGCCGGCAGCAGGGACGGUGUGCCAGGGCGCAGGCCCUAGAGUAGCGUGCGCGGCCCCUUGCACCAUCCCCCCCCCGGGCCCACCCCCGGGCCGCGCUGAUUGGGCAGGUAGGGACUCUGCCCAGCGGAAAGUUUUGGGUGCCGGGAGGAAGUCCAACCUCGGGGAGACUCCAAGACAGCAGCUCCGGGGUCGGCGGGGGUCUGGGUGGCCAUGGAGGAGCCCCCUGUGCGAGAAGAGGAAGAGGAGGAGGGAGAGGAGGACGAGGAGAGGGAUGAAGCUGGGCCCGAGGGGGCGCUGGGCAAGAGCCCCUUCCAGCUGACCGCCGAGGACGUGUAUGACAUCUCCUACCUGUUGGGCCGCGAGCUUAUGGCCCUGGGCAGCGACCCCCGGGUGACGCAGCUGCAGUUCAAAGUCGUCCGCAUCCUGGAGAUGCUGGAGGCGCUGGUGAAUGAGGGCAGCCUGGCGCUGGAGGAGCUGAAGAUGGAGAGGGACAACCUCAGAAAGGAGGUGGAGGGGCUGCGGAGACAGAGCCCUCCGGCCAGCGGGGAGGUGAACCUGGGCCCAAACAAAAUGGUGGUUGACCUGACAGAUCCCAACCGACCCCGCUUCACUCUGCAGGAGCUAAGGGAUGUGCUGCAGGAACGCAACAAACUCAAGUCGCAGCUCCUGGUGGUGCAGGAAGAGCUGCAGUGCUACAAGAGUGGCCUGAUUCCACCAAGAGAAGGCCCAGGAGGACGAAGAGAAAAAGAUGCUGUGGUUACUAGGCCCAACAAUGCUGGCAGGAACAAGGAGGAGAAGACAAUCAUAAAAAAGCUGGAGGGAAACUGAUGCACAAGGAGACUACGUACCUGCCCAAGUUACACAGCAGUGGAUUGGAAGCAGAGGUUCUGUUCCAGCAGCUACAUGUCCCCUCCAAGGUGAGGCUAUAAUACUGAUGCCUGAAUCUUUGGGGGAGGAGGCAAGUCAAGUGGGCAGAGAUUAUCCCUAUUUGAGACAAGUUUCAGAGAGGGGAAGUGACUUGACUAAUGUCACACAGCUGACAAACACUUAAAACUGAUGCUGGAACUGGAUCUUUUGCGUCUAAACCAAGGGCUCUACUCACUGUUCCAAUCUGCCACCAGUACCCAAGCAUGGAGGGGACAGGGAUCUGGGCUAAUAGGGACUUCAGCACAAGACAGGUGCAGUGAUGAUUCGGAGCCUCCUGAGAAUCAUCAAGUCUAGUAAAUUAUGUCACCUAAGCUGACAAUUAUGUCAGCUAAAAUUUAUGAUGCUUACUAUGUGCCAGGCAUCGUUCUAAGGCUCAAAAUGCAUUAACUUUUAAGCUGGGCAUGGCGGCUCAUGCCUGUAAUCCCAGCAUUUUGGGAGACUGAGGCGGGUGGAUCAUUUAAUGUCAGGAGUUUGAGACCAGCCUGGCCAACAUGGUGAAAUCCUGUCUCUAACUGUGGCCGGGUGCAGUGGCUCACGCCUGUAAUCUGAGCAGUUUGGGAGGCCAAGGCGGGCAGAUCACUUGAGGUCAGGAGUUCGAAACCAGCCUGGUCAACAUGGUGAAAGACCAUCUCUACUAAAAAUACAAAAAAAUUAGCUGGGUGUGGUGGCUGGCACCUGUAAUCCCAGCUACUUGGGAGGCUGAGGCAGAAUUGCUUGAACCUGGGAGGUGGAGGUUGCAGUGAGCCCAGAUCGUGCCACUGCACUCCCGCCUGGGCGACAGAGCGAAAUUCCAUCUCAAAAAAAAAAAAAAAAAAAGCCGGGUGUGGUGGUGCAUGCCUGUAAUCCCAGCUAUUCAGGUAGCCGAGGCACGAGAAUUGCUUGAACCCAGGAGGUGGAGGUUGGAGGUUGCAGUGAGCUGAGAUUGCCCCACUGAACUCCAGCCUAGGUAACAGAGUGAGACUGUCUCAAAAAAAAAAGCAUUAACUUUUAAUUUUCACACACCCUAUGGUCCCCAGUAUACAGAUGAGGAAACCAAAGAGCUCAGAGUUCUGGGAAACAUGCUCAAAAUCACAUCAGUAAGCUUUUCUGGUUCCCCAGGAGGAUGCUUACCAAAGCUUAGACAUGCUGGUGUGACACAGUCAAAUUGUAAAAAGAGACACACAGGUGGCCUUGCCUGGCAAUAAAUAUUUUAAUUUGUUUCAUUUUUAUGAUGACAAAUAAUUUUCAAGUUUAUUUCCUUGUUUAAAUACAAAGCUAAACCACAAACAGGUAUAAUCAAGACAUUGUGUCUCACAUUUACACUCUCAUCGGAUCCUCUUCCAAUUUGCUGACCACUGACCAGGCUAGCGAGGGGGUGGGAGGGAAGACUUUCUUAGGUAGCACCGUCGUGAGGCCCGAGGUGGGGUUGGGGGGGAAUCAAAGACGAGGACAGGCUCUCAUACCUGUCUCCAUUCACAUUUACCUGGGACCAGGGUGGGCAGAAGACACCAGGUCAUGGCUCCUGAGCCCCGGCCCCCUGGACUGAAGGGACAGUGAGUGAGAAUCAGUUCUGUGAAGGGCGGGAGGAAGCAGCCACCUAUUCCUCCUGCCUUCAGAGUUAAGGUGAAAACCUUAGCCUUAUCCUUGAUUCCUGGGGGCCGCCGGGCCCUGCGUGCUCCCCUGCACACCUGGGUGCCUUUCUGAGGCUGGCAGCCGUGGCUGGGGUCAGGGGUCCUGGGCUCCUAGGCUCACACCUCAGCUCACAGUUGCGUCCUUGCAGGACACUGGGUGUCUGACAAACACAAGGCCUCGACAGCAGGUCUGGAACUUUCAACCCCAGCAGGAUGAGGGGGAAUGGGGGGUGGAUGUUAGGUAAGUAAUUUCUGGUCCCACUACAAAACUUUAUUUUUGAUUAGAGUACCAUUCUCAAUCUCUUCUACAAAAAGCAAAAAAAAAAAAAAAAAAAAAAAAAGCAGCCACUUCACUCACUUCAAGACCUAUAUACAUGUAAGUUGUUUUCUGUGGUUUUUUUUUAUUUUUAAUUUUUUUUAAUUUUUAUUUUUU